Fusarium sp. VM40 is the source of this 1728-nucleotide messenger RNA. Lineage: Eukaryota; Fungi; Ascomycota; Sordariomycetes; Hypocreales; Nectriaceae. The record is from the annotation of a GenBank genome assembly.
AUGCUGCGACAUCUUCCCUUUGCGCCGUCGACGACGCCUUUACAGGCACUGACGUACCUCCUCGGUAUCUCGCUCUUUUCCAUCUCGUUUCUUGUCUUUUUGAACAGCUCUAUUUCUUUUGUCAUCACCGAUUUGAUUGGACAGAAGGAGGGCGUUGGUGAUGUUGUGGGAACGCUCGGCUUCGUCGAUGAGCUUGUUGCUCUUGUUGCCUGUCCGGGAUGGGGUCUUGUGUCGGAUCGGCUGGGUGUGAGAUGGGUUGCUGUUAUUGGAUAUGCGAUAAUCGCUGUAUCGCUGGCUCUGUUUGUCCAAGCGAAGACGAUAUAUCCGCAACUGUUGCUGGCUCGCGUGUUAUUCGCAAUCGGCGCAUCUGCAGCGGCUACAAUGGUGACCGCGAUUCUGCCAUCCUUGACCGACGACAGUAAUGACGAGGAGGACGAAGCCAAGGCCAGAAUACAGGCGCUUCAGCAUGCGACAGCUCGAAACAGCAUUGCCUUUUCUGUCGAAUCCGAAUCGACCAUCACCCAGGAGCGAUACACGCAGUCAGUCUCCGAACCAAGCACAACCGAUACUGCAGAUACUGCGGCCGGACGACCUUCGAAGCUAGCGGGAUUCGUCGGACUGUUCACGGGUUGCGGUGCGCUUGUCGCAUUGACGCUAUUCCUUCCUCUACCCGCGCAAUUUAGCAAGGAUAAGGAUACCACACCUGCUGAAGCGGUGUCUUAUAGCUUUUACGUUGUCUCUAUUGUCUCGUUGGCCGUGUCUGUGUUUGUCGCGAUCGGCCUGCGCAACAUCAAGGGUGAGGAAGGCAAGGGCUGGAGGACGCUCUUUGGACUCAAGGAUGAGCAUGACUCGGCUUUAGGGGCAGGUAGGAAUGGCCGUGAGCGACGUAAGGUGGCGCCCUAUUUAAGCCUGAUGAAGGACUCCGUCUUCCUGGGCUUUGUUGACUCACGAAUCGGUCUUGGAUAUGUCGGCGGCUUUGUUGCUCGAGCCUCCAGCGUUGCGAUUUCGCUCUUCAUCCCUCUGUUCGUCAACACAUUCUACAUCAGCAACGGUUUCUGCAAAGGCUCGCCUCACGACUCGUCGCCGGAGCUCAAGGAGGAGUGCAGAGCUGCAUAUGUCCUAUCUUCCAUCCUCACUGGCGUAGCGCAACUCAUGGGUCUCAUCUGCGCUCCGGUUUUCGGAUACCUUGCCAGCCGAACUGGUCGUAUCAACUACCCCAUCGUCGUCUCGACCGUCUUUGGCAUCAUAGGCUACAUCGCCCUACCACAGCUCUCAAGUCCCGAGAUCAAGAAUGUGGACGGUCGAGGCGGCAGCCCAGCCAUCUUUGUGGUCGUGUCGCUUCUCGGCAUCAGCCAGAUCGGUGCCAUCGUCUGUAGUCUAGGCUCUCUCGGUCGUGGAGUGCUCGCGGUUGAACUACCCCGAACUGCGCGCCCUGAGAGUCUCCUGCAGCCAGAUGAGUACGAAUCUGCCAACGAAGAGAGCCGGCCUCUCAUCAACAUCACAACAGACCAAGAAUCUACAUCGCGCAUCCGCCUCAAGGGCUCUAUUGCAGGCGUGUACUCUUUGUGCGGCGGUUUCGCCAUCUUGCUACUCACGAAAUUGGGAGGAUACUUGUUUGACAAGCUGUCCAACGGUGCGCCUUUUUACAUGAUGGCUGUUUUCAACGCUGUUUUACUUGCAUUUUCUCUUGGGAUGGAUGCUUCGCACACGUUUUCGCAUCGAGCGUAA